Phodopus roborovskii (desert hamster) is the source of this 636-nucleotide messenger RNA. Its product is annotated as transcription termination factor 3, mitochondrial-like. NCBI's taxonomy places the organism in Eukaryota, Metazoa, Chordata, Mammalia, Rodentia, Cricetidae. Bases 283 to 636 code for a protein of 117 amino acids. The record is from RefSeq and is a predicted model, not a curated record. The transcript is spliced from 2 exons.
CGUCCAAGACCCCGGCAGCCUCUGUCCCCGACUACUCCUUGCGGUGUCCCCUCCCGAUCCUGCGCCGAUGGUCUCGCCCACUCGGAGAGCCGCACACGUGGGUGGCGGCGCGGGGCGGGAGCGGCGAAUCGCUGGCUUGCUGGGCGACCCGGCAGUGCGGCCCGGUUCGGUGUGCGCCGCCGCGGACCCGGCCCCGGUGGAGUGGGAGCGCCAGGCGGCGGCUCCGCGGUGCCGGAGUGUGGUCUGCCUGCAGCCGGCAGCAGCUGGGAGCCUCGCGGCUCGAUGAAGAGGAAAAUGGCUCUGUUAGUGGGACAAAUACCCAGAUGGAUCAACUCAGUUAAACUGAGUACCUUUAUUAAAGCUUCACAAAUCACAAAACAGCCUGCAAGACCAGGAAAAACAUUGUCAAACAUCGUCUCACCUCAGGCUCUGUGGUCCUCUGACAAUUGCUUUCUCCAGUGGGGAGUUAAGACUUACAGGACUUCCUCCUUGUGGAAUAGUUUCCAGUCUGCCAACUCCAGUGGGCAAGAGAAAAGUUCUUCGCAAACCACUCUGCUUCCUGCAGUGAGAGAAAAGCCAGAGAUGGCACCCAGUCUUGAGUCUGAGCUGCCUCUGGAAGGUAAUUCUGGACACUGA